Eimeria mitis is the source of this 342-nucleotide messenger RNA. RefSeq lists its product as uncharacterized. NCBI's taxonomy places the organism in Eukaryota, Apicomplexa, Conoidasida, Eucoccidiorida, Eimeriidae. The coding region runs from base 1 to 342 and encodes 113 amino acids. The record is from RefSeq and is a predicted model, not a curated record. The transcript has 2 exons.
AUGCUGGCCGCCACCGCAGUGAGGCGCUUACACGGAAACCGAUGCAACCACGCCACUGCUCCUUAUGAGGCCGCAGCUACAGUUCAAGCAGCAAGAGGUUCAGUGGUGCUGCUUUUGCUGCUCGUGCUGCUGCUGCUCCUUCUGGUGUUCCUCGUUUCUCUGGGGCCCCCUACGGAAGAUCCGGGGGCCCCUUUGGGUCUUCGGGGCCCCGCAGGGGCCCCAGGGGGGGAGGGGGUAGAGGGCGCGGGAGGGGGGCUGCUGGCUCUGCAGGAGCGGCUGCAGCAGCAACAGCAGCAGCAGCAGCAGCAGCAGCAACGGGAUCAGUGGGAGCAACAGGAGUAG